AUGGCUCAAAGUGUCCAGUGUGAGGUGCAGCUGGUGGAGUCUGGGGAAGACCUGGUGAAGCCUGGGGGAUCCCUGAGACUCUCCUGUGCAGCCUCUGGAUUCACCUUCAGCAGCACCUACAUGAGCUGGGUCCACCAGGCUCCAGGGAAGGGGCUGCAGUGGGUCGCAUUUAUUAGCUAUGAUGGAGGUAGCACAGGCUAUGCAGACUCUGUGAAGGGCCGAUUCACCAUCUCCAGAGACAAUGACAAGAACACACUUUAUCUGCAGAUGAACAGCCUGAGAGCCGAGGACACGGCUGUGUAUUACUGUGCCAUUGACACAGUGAGGGGACGUCAGUGUGAGCCCAGACACAAACCUCCCUGUAGAAGGGGAUUCUGGACCACCAGGGGGCAGUCCCAGCUGCACUCACUGUGUAUCAGGAGAAUCCAGCUCAGUGUGCGAGCUUGCAAGAAGUGCACUCUGGAUAUGGGGCUACGGUGGCAUCAACAAUCCAAAGCCAGAGAAGAAAGAUCCCUGGUGGGGCUCACUGUCUUAAACCAUGUUCCCAACAAUGUUAGUGGCAGCGUGGGAAACAGAGAGACCAAAAGGUUCUACUGGAUCCAUGAGAAUCCUCAGGCUGAGGUGCUGGAUGGGAGGAGCCUUCCACCUGCGGGGAAUAAUGAAUUAUCUUUCAGUUGCUGGUAUCAGCUCAAUGUGUAUGACCUCGACCAUCACAGGUUGAAUCCUAAGGAUAUUGUGAUGGAUCGAAGAGGACCAGCCUUAGGGAGUCAUUUAGGACAGACAGUGCAGUCUCAUGACAGGAUUAGUGCCCUUAUACCACAGGACUGGGAAAGCUCCCUGCCCCCUGAUCCCAUGUGA
Molecule: messenger RNA, 858 nt
Organism: Odobenus rosmarus divergens (Pacific walrus)
Lineage: Eukaryota; Metazoa; Chordata; Mammalia; Carnivora; Odobenidae
Exons: 4
Coding region: 1-858 (285 amino acids)
Source: RefSeq, a predicted model, not a curated record